Molecule: messenger RNA, 1797 nt
Organism: Coprinopsis cinerea okayama7#130
Lineage: Eukaryota; Fungi; Basidiomycota; Agaricomycetes; Agaricales; Psathyrellaceae
Exons: 5
Coding region: 1-1797 (598 amino acids)
Biological process (GO): DNA recombination; DNA integration
Molecular function (GO): DNA binding
Source: RefSeq, a predicted model, not a curated record
AUGCUCAAGGCCAUCAAGAAUAGUAGUGGAGAGCAGGAACGGAGGCAUUCACGUGCAAUGAGACUAGAGUACAUGGAGAAACUCUACGCCUACCUCAAGGACAAUACCCCGGCAGAAUCGGAGACCAAAGAUCCAGCUUCUCUGAAGAAGCGCGCUGAGAUGCUCCAAUUUGCCGCAUUCGCGGCACUUGGGUUUACACUUUGGACGAGAAACUGUGAAGCUGUACAGCUCCAAGUGAAGCACUUUGACUUUGCUCCUCCGCCCAAGCGUGCCUCUAAUGGCGCUGUCUAUCCUUUUUUCGUUGUCAACCUCCUUAACCGAAAGGGCUGGCAACGUAAAAUGGCCAAGGGCGAGCACCAGCUUAAUGGGCACACAUAUAAUAUAUAUCCAAAGCCGUACAGCCCCGCCAUCGACAUGUAUCAACGCCUCUUGGACUGGAAGGAAUGCUAUGAGACACUUCUUGGACGACCUCUCGAGCCUGAAGACCACAUGUUUCCCACCAUUGGUGCCAAUCUCGCUGUGCACCCCGACGAUCCACUCACAAGCGAUGCAAUUCAGAAGAGGCUAACCAAGUUCACCAAAGCAGCAGAACUGGGGGAGGGUUUUACUACGCAUUGUUUCCGACGAGGAGGAGCUCAAUACCGGUUCAUGUACGCUCCAUUAGGCCAGCGUUGGACUCUGGCACGUGUUAGGUGGUGGGGAGGUUGGGCCCAGGGAGAGCAUCGCGAUACAUUGAUUCGUUACCUCUUGGACGAGCUAUGGAUGUCCGAAGACGACCACCGAGACGCAUUAUGCCCGUUUGAUGAGGAUGCCAGCGAUUCACACAUGGGCGAAGGUCGACUACUCCAACCUCUGACUCAGGUCGACGGCCAAAGGCUCCUAGAGCGACUGGAUGCCAUUCAGCUUCUCGUAACCACAUCGCAGAAUGGCAGCUGUGCAGUACCCAGCGUCACCUGGCCUGCUGGAUAUUACGGACAGCAUUCGAUGGCUGGUUUGCAGAAGGCCUUCAAUACACUCUCCCUUUCAUCAUUUGAGCCAUCUAUCCCCACAGCCGCUGUGUACACAGCUCCCACACCCUUGUACAAUGUCUCGUACAACGUCUACAACGUUGCCAAUCCUGUGUCACUCACGGGAUUCCAUCAGACCGCGACAUUCGUUGCACCAACUCCUCGACCGCAACCAGUAGCCGGAAUUUAUCAGCCACCCAUUCAGUCGCCCUAUGGGUUACCACAAGUGACGAACCACCCUCCCAACGCCUCCCAACUUCCCCCAGAAUUCCAAUAUGCCGCCUCCGUGAUUCCUCAACAUGCUGCAGACAACUACACACCGGCAUUUGGGCCUACCAUGCUACACCCAGAUCGGACAUUGGCCACUAUGAACAAUCCAGGUCCAACUCCAACCUGCCAUCAACCUCUGACCUUUCCCUCGACCAAGAACCCUACGCGCCACCACUACGUUGUUCCAAGCAUUCACGCCAGCAAGAAAGAGCUUGUAUGGAAGCAGGUAAUUGAAGAUUGGCUCUCCCCAAAGCCCAAUCGAGCAUCAGUUCCACUCUCGCAAUGGGACACGUCGCUAUUGGCUGAUGUGAAUCAGAAGCAGAAGUAUCAUAUCCGCAAAGUCAUUGCUGAAGAGUACAUUGAACGUUAUCACUCCAGUGACGAGGAGUUCACAUGUGCUUAUCCAGAGCACGCCAUUGGCAUGACAGCACUGUACAAGGCGAUUCUAGCCCAGAGGCAGAUUCGGGGGGACUCGAAGAGGCGCGCUCGUAAAUCACGGUCGCCAUCGCCCGAACAAUGA